UCAUCUACGCGCCGCUCAGAAGGUGGCAACAGUCGCUGGGGAGAGGUCGCGCCGUUGGUCCCUGCAAUCUGCGACGUAAUAACAUAACCUACAUUGCGAAACUGACGAGUGUUAUCGGUCGAAUUAUGUAAUCUCGCAGCGGUAGUUCUAUCGGUGCGUCUCUCCAGUCGUGAAAAAAACUUGUGAAUUUUCGGCGCAGACUGCGGACUCACGUGGUGCGGUAGGCCUAAAAGUGGAUGACCUUGUCAAUGAUGGUUAACACUUCGUCCGCACUCAGUACGUACGAGGGACUCGGCCGAGUGCCCGCGCUGGUUUUUUAACGCUAAAGACAUUUAAAACGAGAAUUGUAGUGAAAGUGAGGUUAGGUCAGCCUCCAGUGAUAAACAGCUGUGAUCGUGGACAGUGCGCUGUGAUAUAGCUUACGAUGAUGGAACCUCCGAUGACCGAGAUCGACAUGGGGUUCGAACCACAGACGAGGGCGAGAUCCAACACGUGGCCGCUGCCUCGUCCCGAGAACUACGUGGAAGAACAACCCACCAUCAAGUGCGAGGUGGGAGAGGGUAUGGACCAGAAGAUUUUGGGGAUCGCGGGUCCCGUCGUGCCCUCGGCGACGGCAGCCCUCAAGAAGAACUCCAGUAGGAGGAACGCCUGGGGAAACUUAUCCUAUGCAGACCUCAUCACUCAGGCCAUAAGCUCGGCGCCAGAGAAACGCCUCACGCUGUCGCAGAUCUAUGAAUGGAUGGUCCAGAACGUCCCGUACUUUAAGGACAAGGGUGACAGCAACAGCUCAGCAGGAUGGAAGAACUCCAUAAGACACAACCUUUCGCUGCACAACCGCUUCAUGAGGGUGCAGAACGAGGGCACGGGCAAAUCCUCUUGGUGGAUGAUCAACCCUGACGCCAAGCCGGGCAAGUCGGCGCGCCGCAGAGCGACCUCCAUGGAGACCUCCAAGUUCGAGAGGAAGCGAGGGCGGGUCAAGAAGAAGGUCGAGGCCCUACGAAACGGUCUAGACGCCACGCCGAGUCCCAGCUCCUCCAUAUCGGAGAGCCUGGACUUGUUCCCUGAAUCCCCACUACCCGGCUUUCAGCUGAGGUCUGUCCAUAUGUGUAAUAUGUGCCCGGACUUCAGGACGAGAGCGAGUUCGAAUGCGUCGUCUUGCAGCCGCCUGUCUCCCAUCCCCGCGUUGGAGCCCGACUGGAGUCCCUAUUACGGGCCGGAGCAGCUCGCCGGCAACCUGGAAUCCACCAUGAGGCUGGAUCAACCUCAGUUCAUGUACCCCACGCCGCCACCAUACCAUCCACCCGCACCCUUCCACCCAUACACGCAGUGUCCCUUGCAUCGAGGCCACCAGCCCUGCAACUGCCAUCAACACCCUACGGCCAAGCAGAGUAUCUCACCGUCCUACCCGCAGUCGCCCAGUCCCAGCCCUCCCGCCACGAUGAUGGGGCAACUGAUGGGAGCCCUGAACCACCCUACGUUGCUCGACGACCUCAACCUCAACAUCGAGACCAUCCCCGGUGGCUUCGACUGUAACGUCGAGGAAGUCAUCAGACACGAACUCUCCAUGGACGGAAACCUGGAUUUCAACUUCACGCAACAACAGCAGCAAGCGGCUGCGGAUCCCUAUUCGGGCCGGUCCUGGGUGCAUUAGCGGGUUCCAUGGAGUCUGUGACAGCCCAGAUCUAGUGUCUCGUCUCCACUGUGGCACUCUUCUUUUCAAUGGCAGCUAGCUCGGAACUGUUUUGUGUACAUAUGUAUUUUACAUAUUUGUUAAGGUUAUUAAAUUUUUAUUUUUUAUUAGAAAAAAUAUUAUUGAUAUAAUGGUGUACGUUAUUCUUGAAAUUUAUAAUUAAAUAAAAACUCAUUAAAAAACGAAUACAAUUUUGUACAAUGUUAAUGUUAGUUACAAAUUUAAUAUUUAAUUUCCCAAAAAAUAUAACAUUUUAAAGCAUUAAGUUAAAUUAAUAGUUACUUCAUAUUAUUGGAAAUUGAAGAAGGAUCACUCAAAAAAUAGUUUAAAAUAAAAAAAUAUAGAUUAUGAAAUUGAUCUCAAUAGCUUAUGUAAUAAAAAUAAAUGAGUAGAAUAGAGAAAGAAUAGAUUAAUAGAGUAGAAUUUAAAAUUCAGGGAUUUUUGUUGAAUUUUGUAGAUAUGUUGAAGGUGAGAAAUGUUUUCGAGUUUUUUUAACAAAUGAUAUAGUUUAUAUAAACAAAAAGUUUGAAAUUAUAAUUUGUUAUAAAUUGUCAGAUCGCAUAAACUUAGCACAAAUACAAUCUCAAUUGUACUUGUAUUUUUCAUGACAUUUCAACAGCAAUUCUACAAUAUUUUAAACUGAUUUAUAAGUAUUUUUUAUGCCUAAUAUAAAAACGGUAAUGUGAAAAUAUGAGAUUGAAAAUAUAUAAUUGAAAAAUAAUAAAUGUUACACCAAUAAAAAUACCAUUAGCAAUUUCUGAGGAGUUUGUCAUGAAGUAGGAAAAUAAAUAUUGUUUUGUAUUUUAGAAAAUGUUAUAAUCUAUUGAUUUUAAAUUCAAAUGUGUUGUACAGUAAUAGAAAGUAAUUAUAAUAUUAAUUAAGGGCCAAAAAUAUUUCAAGGGUAAUAUUAAUAACCAAAUUUGAGACAAUUUCAUCAAUUAGGCCAAAAGUUCAUUUUUUUAGAGUAAAAUUUGUAUAACUCAAUAAUUUCUUUCAGAUGUUGAAUACUAAUUAUUAUAAUUUUUUAAUUAUAAAUUAGUUUUUUAAGUCCAAAUUAAGUAUAUAAUCUACUGUUAUAAUCUGUGUGAAAUUAUUACUAUUGUACUUAAAAUGUGGUAUAAAUUAACUUCAUUUAUUAUCAACAGACACAAAAAAUAAAUAAGAUAACAUCACAGUUUUACUUUCAACAUGACCAUAAACCUAUUUUAUUGUUAAAAGUUGCUGCUUGAAAUAUUGCAUGCAAAUUAAUAUAUGCAAGCAACUAUUUUAAUGAAAAUAGUGAAGGUAACUUUUUAACCCAUAUUUAGUUCUCUAUUAAGAUUUCAUUUUAACAUCUCAAUCAACUCAGAUAAGUUAAUUUAUUGGAGAACUCAGGAAGAAAAAUACUGAGAUAAGAACUGUUGAUUUUAAAUGGCAUGAAGUGUUUCAAAAUGUUGGCACAGUUUUUUAUUUCAUAGAGCAAUUUUUAAUUUAUAUUUGUGAAAAAUAUUUUAUCAACUACUUAUAACUUUAAUUUAUAAUUAUUUUUAGACUGUCAGAAUAAUUACUAUGCAAUAUAAAAAGAAAAUAUAUUUAUAUAGUACAUUUUUGAAGAUGAUUUUUUGUGUGAAUUAAAAUAUAGAAAAUGGCAAAGGCUUUAUCAUAAUUCUUUAACACUUGCAAGACAUAUAUUUUCCUUGUAUAGUGUUUCUUUUUCGUCCAACCUACUUUUGAAAAGGUUAUUAAUUAAUGACCAAUCAUCAGGGAAAUUUCGGAACUUACAAUUUAAAGUAAAACCGAAACUGUCAAUAUGUAUUUUUGGCCUAUAAAAUGGAUUAUUUGAAAAUAUUAAAACUCAGUUGCAGUACAUACCAGAUUGGUAGAGUUUUGGGUGAUGUCAUGGUCAGUAUAGACAUUCCAAAUUUCUGUAGUAAUGUUCAUGUUGACUAGGAAAGGACACCUAGCAAGCGUGAGAAUACUGUAGUCAAAUCUCAUACACAUUUCUCCAAGUAUCCAUGGAUUACAGUACUAUAGUACGAGACAUAUCAAUGUAAGCCUCGAUUGUAGUUUAGUGUUGCCAGCUGUAAUGCAAGAAUAACUAUUGAUGGAAUAAUCAAUUAAAUUCAACAAUCAUUACUGCUCAUCUUUACUUCUCAUCUAUCUUCCUCAGGCCUUUACAUUCACAAUUUAAAUUAAAACGAGUCUACACUAUGGCUCAGAGCAAGAGUAAAAAUUAAUUAUAAUAUUAAAACAUGGAGAGUAAUUGAAUGCCAAAGAACAAAACUGAUGUAAAAAACUGGAACAAAGCGAGACAUCAUUUUGCGGGUCGACUUACACUGAGAAUCAGCUGAUAUGACAAUGUUGCAAUGCCGCAUAGUGAGGACGGAAGUGAGGUACAGUAACUUCCCAUCCAGCUUUGCAAUGAUGUGUCUCACACUAUGUAUAUACUUAAUCCAUUGAUGUUUAUGGAUAUCUCUAAUUAGUAUCCAGAUUGCCACUCAAUUAGCUGCUGCAGUCAAAAUGUUAAGUUACUUAGGAAGCCAUGUUAAUUUGUAAGAGACUCCACUGAAAUAUUGUAGCUGUCAUUGAAUAGAUUUGUAGACUUCCACGUUGUAUGAUGUAGUGAGAAGCACUGAAGUACUCUAUGUGCCAAAUGACAAUUUGUGUCAAACUGUAACCCUUGUUGCCAACUCUGUUCUCUACAACAAAAUUAUAAUCUUUUACCUCAACAGAUGCUUUAUCGAUGUCGUGUAACGAGCUUAAAUAGUUCACUACCACUCUUAUGACUGACCUAUUGUUGGGCUUUCAGAACUAAAUCAGUCAUACAGAUCUAGCUGUAAGUUUGUGACAAUCUAGGUUCAAAUAAAUAAUUGACACAACUCUAAACCAUACAUAAGUUUAAUGGUUCUAAGGAGUUUGAUUCGUGGUAUUUCAAAUGGUUACAUCAUUAUUAUAUUUAUUAAAUCGUGUUAGCAUACUGUUGUAAGUUCUUAAAUUAAAAUGUUAUUAAUUUAUUAUUUUCGAAAUUGUUAAACCAUGUUUUGAUAUUUCUGUUCUUGUUUAAAUAUUACACUUAUGUAUUUUUUUUUCUUAUAAUGGUGUUUGCUGAGCAAGUCCUUUACUUUUGGAAAUGAUCUGUUUCCAUUGUAAAUAUUUGAAUUGAAACUUAUUUUUGAUAAAUAAUCUAUAUGAAAUGAUACUGAGAUCAGAGUUGUAUUUGUAUUGUUGAGGGUUGUGUCUUGUAUGUGCCAUUUCCAAAACAGGAUUAAUGAAAACGUUCAAAUUAUACGUAACUUACAACGCUCAAGAUUUUUUAAACACCUUAACGAAUAAAUCUAUUUGUAAGUUUCGAAAAAUAUGUUUUAUAAGAGAGGAGUUAGUUUAGUUUAAACAAUAUUGUUAAGUAGAUGUGUUGAGACGGGCGCAAAUCUCGUCACUGAAUUGUGUGAUUGUUGUGAUUCAUGUUUUGUGAAAUGGAGUUGGCUUAUUGCUACAUGUAAAAAUUUUAGAGGUAUUAACCGUUUUAAUUAAACACAGCAAAGCAAGACUAUCCAUUAGAUAUGUUUCAGUUAUUAACAAAUUAUGAACAUGAAUUUUUAUCCUAGAAUAAAUCAGUGCGUUGCUUAGAAAAAACAUAUUUUUGUUACGAACAUGUACAACUCCACUUUGCAAACAUAUUUGAGUCAAAACAUAGUUACCCGACCGAGUCAAGGCAUGUUUUGGCUGUUAACCAGUGCUGGGCAAAGUACGUACAGUAGGCAGCUCUUGUACAUAUGAUUGUUGAGAAAUGUUUUGUACAAACUAAGAUAGGGUUAGGUUAGGUUAUGUUAUGUGUGUUGGUGGGUGUGAGGUCACCUGCGCCAGGAGGGUAUGCAGUGCCCGCUUUACGUGCCACGUAAAAAUAAUGUUACUUGUAUUAUUUCUAGACUUACAAGCUUAGGUCAGUGUUUAUUACUCGCGUAUUGGCGCUUGGUUGUAUUUUUUAGUUUGAUGUCGAGCGAUCCGUGUUAGGGUGUAGCUAUCGUUGAUCGUUGUUGACCUUGACGUUUUAUCGAUGGUUGGUGUUUAGUGGUAGCCCUUUCUCGCUGCCUCGUAGACUCCCGACUCUCGGAUCAUAAAUGUUCUGUUCUUCGGGUCUUUGUGCUGAAAUUUAACAUUAGACUACUCCAUUGAAAUACAGUAUGCUAAAUUGCAAGAAAAAUCCGUAGUUUUGAUUUAUAUGUUCCAACAACUUUAAGUGAACACUUAUGUUAUAAUGGUGGUAAAACAUUUCCUAUUACUUUUACUUGUUAUAAGUGCCUUUUAAACCACUAUAUACAUUGCUUAGAGAAGCAAAUUUAUGUAUUAUUUGAAUCUAAGUUCAGGGUGUUAACAGUGUGUCUUUAUUGUGUAUUCUCUCAUAGCUAAUGUUUCAUUCCAGUAUUCAAAUGUUUAUUGAUUUUAGGCCAUCGACAAGCACUGUGUUUGGAUUCAAACAUUACUUUUUUAUUACAUUAUGAUUUGAAACUAAGAAAUAACCACCAUCACAACCUAAUUUACUUUAUCUUGGUAUCAGUACAGUAGUUUAUAUUUUCCUUUGGUUAUCUUGUUACAACAUUUGAAUCAAACAAUCUAAAGUGGGACUUAAACCUGUACUUAAAUACAUCAGAACCCUCUUUAUAAGAGUAUUUAAUAAAGUAUGAUAAAGCAAGACAUACUGGAUGUAAUGUGACCGCAAAGUGAAUUUAGAUUUUUAUUUGUUUUGUUUCUAAAGCAAGAAAAAAGUGUUUAUUAAUUUUAAAGGAGACACAGUGUUAUAAUCUAAGUGUAUAUAGGUUAAAGCUGUAAAGCAGAUAUAUAGGUUAAUAUUGUAUAAAUACUGAAAUGUAAGAAUAAAUUGUGUACAUUUAUGAAA
Homalodisca vitripennis (glassy-winged sharpshooter) is the source of this 6563-nucleotide messenger RNA. RefSeq names its product forkhead box protein O (gene foxo). The record is from RefSeq and is a predicted model, not a curated record. Bases 425 to 1651 code for a protein of 408 amino acids. Gene Ontology annotation, biological process: regulation of transcription by RNA polymerase II. The transcript has 6 exons. Lineage: Eukaryota; Metazoa; Arthropoda; Insecta; Hemiptera; Cicadellidae. Gene Ontology annotation, molecular function: DNA-binding transcription factor activity, RNA polymerase II-specific; RNA polymerase II cis-regulatory region sequence-specific DNA binding. Gene Ontology annotation, cellular component: nucleus.